Molecule: messenger RNA, 474 nt
Organism: Pipistrellus nathusii (Nathusius's pipistrelle)
Lineage: Eukaryota; Metazoa; Chordata; Mammalia; Chiroptera; Vespertilionidae
Source: the annotation of a GenBank genome assembly
AUGUUUGAUCGGUCACUUCUGCAAGCUCUGUUCAGCAGGGUUCAUCUGAAGGAGUAUCCUGACUUAAUUCAGGUUCAUAGAAGCUUCAAAAAUGUGAUUGAAGACAAACAUUUUUCCUGGGAAUGUGAUAGAGAAGAGACAUACAAAAUGCCCAGCACUCAGCCAAGUUGUGAACGAGGGGCAGAGCUAGCCACACAUGAAAAUCCAGUGCAAUCUUGUGCUGUGGGUCUGAUGGAUAUGCAGAAGACAGUUUCAUCUUGUUCCCCCCAGAUAAACAAAAGAGGCCAGCAAGCAAGGCCAGCAUGUGACCAAGUACCUGAAAUAAUUGUGAUCAGCAGUGAAUCCAGUGGGCAGGAAGUGCCUCCAGAAGCCCAGAGAUCAGCACCGAGAUGUGGGCCUGGUGAAGAGUGUGAGGAUGGCCAGCCUGGGCCUGCAGAGCAUCUGGCAUCUGAAUUCAGAGCUCCUGUUUCUUGA